AUGGGAGGCCCCCGCCUCUGCACGCUCUUGAUUCUGGCCACGACGGCCUGGGCAAGAGCCCUGGCUCCCAGAGCCCCGUGUCAGGGCUACCAGGCGGCAAACGUGCUGCUAUCUGAUUCCUAUCUCGUCGCCGAUCUCGCCUUGAUUGGAAACUGCAGCCAGUACAGCCCUGAUAUUACGAACCUCAGGCUGCUCGUCGAGUAUCAGACCGACUCGGACUACAAUGUCUACCAGGUCCAGGAUCAGGUCUUACCGCGGCCCAACAGCCAAAAUGCCACUACAACCAACGCCAAGAUCCAGUUCGCCUUCACCAAGAACCCCUUUUCCUUCAACGUCACCCGCACAAGCACCGGCGAAGUCCUGUUUGAUACGUCGGCUGCCCCGCUCAUUUUUGAAUCGCAGUUCGUCAGUCUCCGAACCCGGCUUCCGCAGAAUCCUAACUUGUAUGGCUUGGGUGAACACUCCGACAGCUUCCGGCUCCAGACCAACAACUACAUCCGCACCCUAUGGGACGCCGAGUCUCCCUUCAUUCCAAACCAGCAGAACCUCUAUGGCAGCCACCCAGUCUACCUGGACCACCGGGGUGCGUCGGGAACCCACGGCGUUUUCUUGCUGAGCUCUAGUGGCAUGGACAUCGAGAUCGGCCAGACAGCUUCGGGCGACCAGUUCCUCGAGUACCGUACCAUUGGCGGCGUGCUCGACUUUUACUUUCUUGCUGGGCCAGAUCCAGCUGCCGUCAGCAAGCAAUAUGCCGAGGUCGUAGGCUUGCCGGCCAUGGUGUCUUAUUGGACCCUCGGCUUUCACCAGUGCAAGUACGGCUGGCCCAACAUUGACUACGUCGCCCAGGUCGUCGCCAACUACUCGGCCGCCAACAUCCCGCUCGAGACGGUUUGGGGUGAUAUUGAUUACAUGGACAACAAGCGUGACUUCACUACGAGCCCGGUGAACUUCCCGCUGGCCAAGGUCCGGCAGCUCGUCAGCUCUCUCCACGAAAACAACCAGCACUACGUCGUCAUCCUCGAUCCAGGCAUCAAGAACGACGCUAGCUACAGCACCUACGCUCGAGGCGCGCCGCAGAGCGUCUUCCUCAAGGCGGCUGACGGCUCUUACUAUCGUGGUAGCCAGUGGGCCGGCGAGGUCGUGUGGCCCGACUGGUUCGCGCCGAAGACACAGGACUGGUGGAGUAAUGAGAUCAAGAUCUUCGCUGACCCGGGAACCGGCGUCAACGUCGACGGCCUGUGGACUGACAUGAACGAGGUGUCCAAUUUCUGCAACAACGUUGCAUGCACCAACAGCCAGGCUGCUGUCGUCGGCCGGACGCCACCGCGACGACGUCCCCGGCGUGCUGGUGACGGCCCGGGACCCAUGAAGGGUCUUCCGGGCCGUAGCCUCUUCCAGCCGGCAUACCGCAUCAACAACCAUCAAGGUGAUAUCGCAGCCAAGACGCUCGAUACCAACGUCACAAACGCCGACGGAACUGUUCAGUACGACACCCACAACCUAUACGGCACCAUGAUGGCAGGGGCCACGCGGCAAGCACUUAUUGCCCGGACGCCCGGUAAGCGGCCGUUCGUGCUGACGCGCUCGACAUUCGCGGGCGCCGGCCGGGUAGCCGCUCACUGGUUCGGCGACAAUUUCUCGUCGUGGGAUCACUACCGCACGACAAUCCGGCAGCUCCUGGCCUUUGCAACCAUACAUGCAAUGCCAAUGGUUGGCUCUGACGUUUGCGGAUUCAACGGUGCCGCGCAGGAGAACAUGUGCGCGCGAUGGGCGGCGCUCGGUGCGUUUCAGCCCUUCUACCGCAACCACGCCGAUAUUUCGGCUCCAGACCAGGAGUUCUACCGAUGGGCUUCGGUUGCCGACUCGGCCCGCAAGGCCAUCGCUGCCCGCUACCGUCUGCUUGAUUAUCUGUAUACCGCCAUGCACCGCGCUACGUCAAUUGGCGACCCUGUCGCAAGUCCCCUGUGGUUCCCAUACCCAGCUGACACCAACACGUUUGGCAUACAGACACAGUGGUUCCUGGGAGACGCGCUGCUCAUUUCCCCGGUCGUCGACGAUGACUCGACGAGCGUGACAUUCUACCUGCCAAACGAUAUCUUUUACGACUUCUGGACACACGCUCCCGUGCGCGGGGCCGGCGCGGCCGUCACCGUCAAUGACGUGGCCUGGUCAGAUAUACCCGUGCACAUCCGUGGCGGCAGCAUCGUCCCGUUGCGUGUCAACUCGGCCAACACCACCACGCAGCUGCGCCAGCAAAACUUCACCGUGAUCGUGGCCCCGGGGCUCGACGGCACUGCUAAGGGGUAUCUGUACCUCGAUGACGGCGAGAGCUUGGACGUUGGCAGCCAGAGCUCGGACAUCGUCUUCACGUGGGACGGCCAGAAGUUCCAGGCCGACGGUACGUUUGGAUACGCGACAAGAGUCAUAAUCGAGAGCGUUGUUGUGCUUGGCGGUAACGGGUCGGCAGAGGCCGAGUCACGAGCACAAACGCAUCAUGGCCCGUGGGCCUUGUCCGAGGCGUUUGGGUUCCGUGCUUGAUCGUUGCUGGAUUUCUGUGUUUUCUCUUCUUCAAGAUAGGACACGAGGUUUUCUAUUUCUGGUUAUCUAGGGGCGGACAAUGCAUUGGGGACAUGGAAGAGCCGGGGCGGUUGGAAAUGGGCAUUCAUUCCUAGGGGCAUUAGCAUCGAUAAGGAGGAGCAUUGCUACAGAGGACGGGUAUGCCUGAGUUUUCGGGCCAGGAACGACUUACCUUUCCAUGGUGUUAUGGUUUUAUGGUUUUAUGGUUUCAUAUGUUCCAAUUAGCG
Lasiosphaeria miniovina is the source of this 2804-nucleotide messenger RNA. Its product is annotated as glycosyl hydrolases family 31-domain-containing protein. The record is from RefSeq and is a predicted model, not a curated record. The transcript is spliced from 2 exons. NCBI's taxonomy places the organism in Eukaryota, Fungi, Ascomycota, Sordariomycetes, Sordariales, Lasiosphaeriaceae. Bases 1 to 2538 code for a protein of 845 amino acids. Gene Ontology annotation, molecular function: hydrolase activity, hydrolyzing O-glycosyl compounds; carbohydrate binding. Gene Ontology annotation, biological process: carbohydrate metabolic process.